Linepithema humile (Argentine ant) is the source of this 1478-nucleotide messenger RNA. Its product is annotated as protein gooseberry. Gene Ontology annotation, biological process: anatomical structure development; regulation of transcription by RNA polymerase II. The record is from RefSeq and is a predicted model, not a curated record. Gene Ontology annotation, molecular function: RNA polymerase II cis-regulatory region sequence-specific DNA binding; DNA-binding transcription factor activity, RNA polymerase II-specific. NCBI's taxonomy places the organism in Eukaryota, Metazoa, Arthropoda, Insecta, Hymenoptera, Formicidae.
GCAUGUGAUCGGGACUCGACGAGUCGAGGGAAGUGAGGAUCCUUGGUGUGGUGGUGCUGCUGGUGAACGAGAGAGAGAGAGAGAGAGAGAAGAAAGGAGUUCGUCCUGGAAACGGAAACGGCUAGAUGGCAGUCAGCACUCUCAACAUGACACCGUACUUCACUGGAUAUCCUUUUCAAGGACAGGGCCGCGUUAACCAGCUGGGUGGCGUGUUCAUCAAUGGCCGUCCAUUGCCGAACCAUACUCGUUUGAAGAUCGUCGAGAUGGCCGCGGCCGGCAUCAGGCCGUGCGUCAUAUCGAGACAGCUGAGGGUUUCCCAUGGCUGCGUCUCGAAGAUCCUGAAUCGGUAUCAGGAGACGGGAUCGAUCAGGCCUGGCGUGAUCGGCGGCAGCAAGCCGCGAGUCGCCACGCCGGAAGUCGAGGCGAGAAUCGAGGAUCUUAAGCGGCAGAACCCCGGGAUCUUUAGCUGGGAGAUACGCGAGAAGUUGAUAAAGCAGGACGGAGUCUGCGACAAAGCCUCGGCACCUUCCGUAUCCAGCAUCACCAGACUUCUACGCGGACCGACCAAUCAAACUCGUCCUGGCGAUGAUCCGCGCAGGAACCAUUCCAUCGAUGGCAUUCUUGCCGGAAGCAGCGGCGAUGAUUCUGAAACGGAAAGCGAACCUGGCAUCGCGUUGAAGAGGAAGCAACGAAGAAGCAGGACCACCUUCACCGGCGAACAAUUGGAACAACUGGAAGCCGCCUUUCAUCGCACGCAGUAUCCUGAUGUGUAUACUAGAGAAGAGCUCGCGCAAAAGACAAAAUUGACGGAAGCGCGAGUACAGGUUUGGUUCAGCAACAGACGCGCCAGGCUUCGCAAACAGCUGAACAGUCAACAACUGAACGCCUUCAACACCAUGAGCUUACAAUCCUUCCAGACCCAACACUACGGCAGCGGUGCUGAGAGCUAUCAGGGCUACGGGCAAGCGAGCGUUGCCGCCGCGGCAACCACUGCCGGCUAUUCUCAGCAUUACAACUACGGGGAAAAUGCAUAUUAUGCAGCGCAGCAGCAAUGGCCGCGAGCGACUUCGGAGAAUUAUGGAUUGUUCAAUGCCUCCCCUUAUGGCAGCAGCAACCUUGCCUCCAAUCUGACAUCCACCAAUCUUAAUUUGGGCAGUCUGGGCAGCAGCGUCAGCCCGACUGCCUCCAACAUGAGUGCUUGCAUGGUGCAAGGAAGCGCAGCCGCCGUGUCGGGGUCGACGGGAAUGACUCCUCAUGUGACACCGCACAGCCCCAGCGAGGCGAAGAGCGGAUAUCCAUACUUGGGCGGCAUAGAUUCUCAGGUUUGCGGAAGAGUUCAAUGAAUCAAUUAAUUUUCUUGUGAAGAGUCACAAAAAUGAAUUGAUUACACAAUUAAAAUAAGGUAUUAUCGUGAAAGAGAAAGCUUCAGAAAUCGCUUCAUUGUUAUUGUUAUCGAUUGCCUUCUUUAACACGUUCUG